Echinops telfairi (small Madagascar hedgehog) is the source of this 1865-nucleotide messenger RNA. It is a transcript of the gene CTSA, whose product is annotated as cathepsin A. Gene Ontology annotation, biological process: proteolysis. Lineage: Eukaryota; Metazoa; Chordata; Mammalia; Afrosoricida; Tenrecidae. Bases 67 to 1491 code for a protein of 474 amino acids. Gene Ontology annotation, molecular function: serine-type carboxypeptidase activity. The record is from RefSeq and is a predicted model, not a curated record. The transcript has 15 exons.
ACACAUGACUUCCAGUCGCCGAGCGCCUCCUGGACAUCAGAGACGCGAGGAAGCAGAGGUGGAGAGAUGGUCAGAGCUGCGCUGUCGCCCCUGCUGCUGUUGCUGCUGACCUGGGCGCCCAGAAACCACGCAGCUCCCUCGCAGGACAAGAUCGCCAGCCUCCCCGGGCUGGCCAAGCAGCCGAGCUUCCGCCAGUACUCCGGCUACCUCCGCGGCUCUGGCAGCAAGCAUCUGCACUACUGGUUUGUGGAGGCCCAGAAGGACCCUGAGAACAGCCCAGUGGUGCUAUGGCUCAAUGGGGGACCGGGCUGCAGCUCCCUUGAUGGGCUGCUCACAGAACAUGGCCCCUUCCUGAUCCAGCCGGAUGGCACCACCCUGGAGUACAACCCCUAUUCUUGGAAUCUGGUUGCCAACAUGCUGUACCUGGAGUCCCCAGCUGGGGUGGGCUUCUCCUACUCAGAUGACAAGCAUUACGUGACCAACGACACCGAGGUGGCCCAGAGCAAUUACGAGGCCCUGAAGGAUUUCUUCUGCCUCUUCCCGGAGUACAAAAACAAUGAGCUUUUCCUGACGGGGGAGAGCUAUGCUGGCGUCUACAUCCCCAGCCUGGCAGUGCUGGUCAUGCAGGACCCCAGCAUGAACCUGCAGGGGCUGGCCGUGGGCAAUGGGCUCUCCUCCUAUGAGCAGAAUGACAACUCCCUGGUCUACUUUGCCUACUACCAUGGUCUCCUGGGGAACAGGCUGUGGUCAUCCCUCCAGACCCACUGCUGCUCCGAAGGCAAGUGUAACUUCUAUGACAACAAAGACCCGGAUUGCGUGGAACACCUUAAUGAAGUGUCACACAUCGUGGGGAGUUCUGGCCUCAACAUCUACAACCUCUACGCCCCCUGUGCUGGCGGGGUCCCCGGCCACAUCAGGAAGGAGAAGAACACCGUUGUGAUCCAUGACCUGGGUAACAUCUUCACUCGCCUGCCCCUCAAGCAGGCUUGGUAUCAGACCCUGCUGCGUUCUGGGGGUAAGACGCGCUUGGAUCCCCCAUGCACCAACAGCACAGCCAUGUCCACCUACCUCAACAACCUCGGCGUGCGGAAGGCCCUGCACAUCCCCGCGCAGCUGCCGGAGUGGGACGUGUGCAACUUUUUUGUGAACCUGCAGUACCGCCGCAUCUACCAAACCAUGAACACCCAGUACCUCAAGCUGCUCAGCUCCCAGAAGUACCGGAUCCUGGUGUACAAUGGCGACGUGGACAUGGCUUGCAACUUCAUGGGGGAUGAGUGGUUUGUGGACUCCUUGAACCUGAAGAUGGAGGUGCAGCGACGGCCUUGGCUGGUGAAGUUGGGGGAGAGUGGGGAGCAGAUUGCUGGCUUCGUGAAGGAGUCCACCAACAUUGCAUUCCUCACCAUCAAGGGUGCUGGACACAUGGUCCCCACCGACAAGCCCGAGGCUGCCUUUGCCAUGUUCUCCCGCUUCCUGAAGAAACAGCCGUACUGAUGACCUGGGGAACCAGCCAGCCCUCCAGCCCCUCCCCCAGGAGUGGGGGCCCUGCUGUGUGCACAUGGCCUGUGGGGGGCAGGUCCCUGCUUCCAGAUCCACUCUCCCAGGCCCCCAGCAUCCCAGAGGGCACCAGUGCCUCGCAGACAACCCAGGGGAAUUAGCACUUUAUUCCUGCGGCAGACCCUAACUAGGGCAGGGGCCCUGGUCCCCUCCCCUGCUUAAUCAAUGCCUUCCAAUGCACUGAUCCCUUUCCAAGGACCCAGCUGAGCUCGGGGGGUAGGGGUGGGGGGCGGGUAUCUGAAUAGAUCGGUAGAUGGGUCGUAAUUGAUGGAUGCACUGUGGUUAUGGAAUUAAAUUGACAAAGCUCCAAA